Messenger RNA from Coffea eugenioides, 1732 nucleotides. RefSeq names its product serine/threonine-protein kinase-like protein ACR4. The record is from RefSeq and is a predicted model, not a curated record. NCBI's taxonomy places the organism in Eukaryota, Viridiplantae, Streptophyta, Magnoliopsida, Gentianales, Rubiaceae. Gene Ontology annotation, molecular function: protein kinase activity; ATP binding. Gene Ontology annotation, biological process: protein phosphorylation. Gene Ontology annotation, cellular component: plasma membrane. The transcript has a single exon. Bases 197 to 1213 code for a protein of 338 amino acids.
UUCCAAAGCCAACACUUCUAGUCAACUAAGAUUCCGUCCUUUUUAUACAACUUUUCUCUCAUUCACUUUCAAUCUCCUAUAUAAACGAACUUCAUCCCUCUGGCCUCCCGAAACUUGUCUGCAGUGUUAACUGCCCCAAAAAGUUGCAGAAAAUUCCUUAAAACCACCUGAUAAUAUCAAGAACCAGAGCAUCAGCAUGACUCAUAAUGAGAUUACUCUUGUUUACGAUGUUGUUUUGGUUUUUCUUGCCAUUUUUAUUAGCGUUCUUGCUACUUUUCUCCUCUUCUUUUGCAAGAAGAAGCCAAUCAAAGCAGAGGAAACUCUGCAGCCCGCUGCCAGUUGCAAGCUCUGUGCAUGUUCAUGUUCGUUGAUGGAUAUCGAUUCUGCCACUGAUGGCUUCAACAACAGAAGAAUUAUCGGAAAAGGCAGAUUAGGGACGGUUUAUGCAGCCGUGAUGCCACGAGGAGAAUUAGUAGCUGUCAAGAGGAUCCAUCCGCGGCUUGUUUUGACUAAUGCAGGCUUUGGAUUUUCAUCGGCAAUCAAGUGUUUAUCCUUAGCUGAUCAUCCUCACGUUGUUCCCAUCAUAGGAUAUUCUGAGGCACCAGGUGAACGAAUCAUCGUCAUGGAAUUCGAGGGCAUGCUUAGUUUGGAGUUCUAUUUGCAUCAUAAUCCUGACGGGGCUGCACUUUUGGAUUGGAGCAGGAGGUUGAGGAUAGCAGCCGGGGCGGCUAGAGGGAUCGAGUACCUGCAUCAAGGCAUGGCACCGCCAAUUGUUCAUGGUUGUAUCAAGCCAUCAAAUAUUCUGAUUGAUGUGAAGUUUUGCGCAAGAUUAUGCGAUUAUGGGCUGCAAUUUUUGGCACCUAGGGAGCGGCAGGGUCUAGAGGGAUAUGUUGAUCAUGAGUAUUGGGUGGAAAAAGGAGGUGGUGCUUCCAAGGAAAGUGAUGUGUAUGGGUUCGGGGUGGUUCUGUUAGAGUUGUUGAGCGGUAGGAGAAAUGAAGAGGGAUUGAUUGCUAAGUGGGCUUUGCCACUGAUUAAAGAAAUGAAGUUUGAUGAACUGUUAGACCCUCGACUUGUAAUACCUUCUGAUAUUAAACCCCUUAUUAGAUUGGCAAAAGUUGCUUCAGCCUGUGUUGGGAAUUCCAGACCAAGUAGGCCUGCUCUCAGUCAGAUUGUGCCCAUUUUGAACAACUUAGAAGUGGAGAUGAGCAUCUGAUUGCAAUGCAGCAAUAUUAAUUCUUCUGUACAAAUUGAUGAGCUAGAAUUUACGAGGCCAAUUCAAGAAACUGGAAAUUCUAGCGGCCUCUGAUGUUGAUCUAUCUUUUGUUAGUGUGAAACGGUGGAAUCCUCUUGGACGGGAAUGAGUGAAUUCCAAGAGGAGGUUGGGGCGGUGGUUUGUCUUGUCUUGUAGGAAAGGAUGGUGACAUGGAUUGACCUUUUUAUGCGCAGGCAACGGAAGAUAUCUUGGGUGCGAGAGGGACACUUGCGUCUCCCAUUGAAUGAAUGCUCUUUUGUUGUGUACAAAUUUGUAGUGAGGACGCAAAUUCAUGCUUUUACCAAUUAAUUUAUGUAUCAAAUUGGAUGCACCUAGAAUGAUGAUGAAGAUGAUAAGGAAGCUAGCUAAAUAUGAGAAUAGGUGUUAAGACAUUCCAUACCGUACUACAGAUACUUUUGAUCUUGUACUUGUAAACUUUUUGAUCAUUCGGUCUAAGGCAGAUCCCUGUCUUGAUUAUCA